UGACCCCUGAGUGCCUUGUGGCCACAGGCUCUGUGUGCUGCCCACUCCCAGAGGGAAGUGAUUAAUCCACUUUCUCCUUGGUGCUGGAGCACCUGGAUGCUUCCUGCAGAGAGAUGGGGACAUUGCCACCGAGUCACACAGGGAUUUAAGCCCAGGCCAGGCUCAGUUCUGUCUAGCAAGACUUACAACAAGAUUUUUGAAAGCCUCCACUGCAUGGAACCAAAAAGCAGCUCCCACUGGAGUAUCUGUAAACUGGAGCCUCCAGAAAUACCACAGAACACUUCCCCCAGCCUAGGAAGGGCUCAGACAAGAGCCAUGGAUGUGAUCUUUGCUCUGUGUUGUGCAAGAGCUUGGCACAGCAGCCGAGUUCCUGGGGCAUCACCUGUCUCACCUAGCAGAUAUCUCUCUGGGACAGUGUCUUCCUCCUGCCCAUUGCCCGAGUUAAUGGGGUCAUUCUGUCCUCUCUGGGCCACCAGGCCACCAGCCUUUCUUCCCACCCCUUAUCUGGGAGUUCUGGGGCCAGGCAGAGUGCACUGGAUGAGCCAGCAAGUGCUUCCCGAAUCCAAAACGCACUUGCCAGGAGGCAGAAAUUCCUGCAGCUCUCUUUCAAACCGUACUGGGCACUUGGGAGCACAUUGCCAAACCCUCCUGGUCUGCGGGACCUGGGUGUGGAUCCUCGUGGCUGCUACCUCGGUGUCCUUGCCGCUGCUGCAGGGAUGGGUGAUGUACGUGUCCCUCACCUCCUGCCUCAUCUCCCUGCUGCUCCUCCUCAGCUACCUCCUCGGCUUCCACAAGAACAGCGAGAACUGGAAAGUGCUGGACAGUUUGUACCACGGUGCCACGGCCAUUCUGUACAUGAGCGCCGCUGUCCUGCAGGCCAACGCCACCAUCAACUCUGAGUUCGGCGCCAACGCGCCGCUCAACUACCAGCUCAACUGCGCUGCCUCGUUCUUCGCCUUCCUCACGACCUUCCUGUACAUCCUCCACGCCUUCAGCAUCUACUACCAGUGAUCGUGGCAGCGCCACAUUCACCUUCACAGGACGAGGGCUUUCCCAGUGUGGGAGACCCUGCUGUCUCCCCAAGGUGUUCCUGCCCCAGCCCUGUCACCAGGCCGCAGGAACAGCAGGUCCUUUUGCACUUCAUCACAGGAGGGAUUUUGCUGGGACAUUUCCUGCCUUGCCCGGGGGCUAUGCAAGGGGAGGGGCUGGGCACAGGCCCCGAGCCUCCAACUCUGAUAUUCUGCCAAAUAUUGACACCAAGGGAAGGAGAAAAAAAAAAAUCACUGUUCCUUCACCAAACAAUCUCCUUUCUUAUGUAAUUUGCCUUUCUCUGUUUCAGCUCCAUCCCUCCCCAACACAAAUUCAUAACAAUGAUACAAGAUUGUGUUCCUUGACUUUCAGAUGGUUUCAUUUCGUAAACGCUGUAUUUGGAAUAAAGUGUCAACUGACAGAUUGUGACUACUCUGUAAGCUGUGUUCACUGAACAGGCUCAUUUUACUCCCCAAGAGUUAGAAGAGAAACAGAAAAUAUUCACUUGGAAAGCUUACAACAGAUUUUAAACAAGUAAAACACAGAACUCAUAGGAAAUUUCUAGAUGUAGUAUAAAACUACAGCGUGAAAAGAAUGAUUACAACAGACAUUUACAACUCUCCUCCCGCGUCUCCUGAUUCCCAUUACAAAACCUGCGGUGCGGAGUCCG
This is a messenger RNA of Ficedula albicollis (Collared flycatcher), 1699 nucleotides long. RefSeq names its product mal, T-cell differentiation protein-like (gene MALL). The transcript has 4 exons. The coding region runs from base 97 to 1011 and encodes 304 amino acids. NCBI's taxonomy places the organism in Eukaryota, Metazoa, Chordata, Aves, Passeriformes, Muscicapidae. Gene Ontology annotation, cellular component: membrane. Gene Ontology annotation, biological process: myelination. The record is from RefSeq and is a predicted model, not a curated record. Gene Ontology annotation, molecular function: structural constituent of myelin sheath.